Micropterus dolomieu (smallmouth bass) is the source of this 1131-nucleotide messenger RNA. RefSeq names its product zinc finger protein 568-like. NCBI's taxonomy places the organism in Eukaryota, Metazoa, Chordata, Actinopteri, Centrarchiformes, Centrarchidae. Gene Ontology annotation, molecular function: RNA polymerase II cis-regulatory region sequence-specific DNA binding; DNA-binding transcription factor activity. The record is from RefSeq and is a predicted model, not a curated record. The transcript has 2 exons. The coding region runs from base 157 to 966 and encodes 269 amino acids. Gene Ontology annotation, biological process: regulation of transcription by RNA polymerase II.
CCCGGUCCUGCAGGGGGCGGUAGUGCCUCACACUGAGCACUCAGAGUGGCACGGUCUCAUGUCCGUGUUUACAAGCGAAGCGUGACGUUCACGGAUCGCAAGAACACGUCUCCUAGAGCAACUAAAAGCUAUUUAUUUUGAUCAGAGACCUCCAACAUGCUGUCCCUGAAAGCUUUUCUCAGCGAGAGACUGGCAGCCGCGGCAGAGGAGAUAUUUGGAGCUGUUGAAAAAACAAUAGCCGAGUACAAAGAGGAGAUUUCUCGUUCAAAAGAUGUAGAAAUCAGUCGUCUCAGGAUGCAGCUGAAGCUUCUCAAAUCAGAGCCCCGGUUGGAUAGAUGCCUUGGAGCCCAGCUGCAGCAGCACACCCACCACCACCAUCAUCAUCAUCCUCAUCCUCCUCAGCAGCAGCACCAUCAGCCAGUCCCUGUAGUGGAGGCUCCUGAGUCCCAACACUGUGAAGAGGAUGGGGGCACCAGCAUGGCGCAGGAGCAUCCCGAGCCCUCACAGGUCAAGAAGGAGCAUCAGAAAAGCCACAGGGAUUUCUGGAUGGCACAAGAUGCAGAGCAGCUCGGGAGCCUUGAAUCAGACAUCAAAGACUUCAUCUCAUCUCCUGCCAGUCUGAGACUCAGCCUGCAAGACCCCACCUUACCCUUCCACCCCAACCACCACAACAACAAUGGCGAGGAGAGCAAAGAGAAGCCCUACUGCUGCUCUGUUUGUGAAAAGCGCUUCAGUAACUGCUCCCACCUCGCAGCUCACAUCAGGACACACACGGGAGAAAGGCCAUACAGAUGUGAAAUAUGCAGAAAGACUUUUAUCACAACAAGCGCUCUAAACAGACACCAGACCAUCCACACUGAAGGAAAACACUUUGUCUGUAAUUAUUGUGGUAAAUCCUUCAAGUGGAUGGAGUCUCUUGGCAGGCACAUGAGAAGUGUGCAUAAGAGAGAGAAUGUACCUGUAUGACUGUCACUGAAAUCACAUUAAUGUCAUGUUGUUACUGUUAAUCAUCUAUGAUUUAAGUAUGAAACACCAAACAUUAUUAUGUGCAAAUAAAGAAUGUAAUGUCUGUUGUAAUGUCUGUCUGUAACUGUGCAUAUACCUCAUUAAACCUUUUGUACAUAAACACUA